AUGUAUUCUCCAUUGCUUUCUUCUCAGCCACGGCGGCUUCCCCUUCCUCAGUGCAGUAGGGAAGUCACCGUGGAAGUCGCGACGAGAAUGUUAACUGCCGAGUCGGCUAACGCCACGGCAGAGAAGCAGCCAUGCGAAGACGCACCUCCUGGAUUGAGCAUUGCCGACAAUCAAACGGUGAAGCACAUGGUUUACCACCAACGCCGACGUUGCCUCGACACCUGUGUCUGCAGGGAAGGCAAUGGCGGGUAUGAAGCUGGGGAAGCUUGUUGUCGAGUAAAAUCUAUACCGUUUAUGGUUCCACAAAUCUUAUUUGAAGUUCACUCCAGGCUGGCACUUGUCAGUGGAUUGAAGUGGGUGGAUCAAGUAAUAGCAAAUGCUCCCUAUGCAAUUACUGAGAAGUUCAUGAACACUCUGUUCAAUGAGCAUAAGAUUGACUACAUAAUACAUGGUGAUGAUCCUUGCCUUCUCCCAGAUGGAACUGAUGCUUAUCCUUGGCAAAGAAGCUGGCCACUACACAUUAAGCGCACUGAAGGUGUCUCCAGCACGGAUUCUUCUGUAAAUUGUGUGCUAAGUGUAACAUUGUGUUCUAAUUAUUUCACAACUUAUAUGUAUGUAGGAAGAAUACUUUCUUCUAUGAAGGAUAAUAAAAGCUCUGAGGGAGAUUCAGGCAAAAGACAACAAUCACAAAGGGGUCAGCUUUCUCAGUUUCUACCAACAUCCCGGCGGAUUGUGCAAUUCUCAAAUGGAAAGGGUCCUGGACCUAAUGCUCGUAUUGUCUACAUUGAUGGGGCAUUCGAUCUCUUUCAUGCAGGGCAUGUGGAGAUCCUCAAGAAGGCAAGGCAGCUUGGAGACUUUUUGCUAGUUGGUAUCCAUGCUGACCAUAUUGUGAGCGAGCAAAGGGGAAUACCCUACCCAGUUAUGCAUUUACUUGAGCGCACUCUUAGUGUGUUAGCUUGUCGUUAUGUCGAUGAAGUAAUCAUUGGUGCACCUUGGGGAGUUACAAAGGACAUGAUUACAACAUUCAACAUUUCAUUGGUUGUGCACGGGACAAUUUCAGAGAGUAACACUUGUUGCCUGGUGAACCCGAUCCAUAUGCAAUUCCCAAGGGCAUGGGAAUUUUCCGGAUGCUUGAAAGCCCUAAAAGUAUAACCACAAGUUCGGUAGCCCAAAGGAUAGUUGCCAAUCACGAGGCUUACAUGAAACGCAACGCCAAGAAGACGCAGAGUGAAAAAAAAUACUACGAAGAGAAAGCUUAUGUUGCGGGAGACUAGGAUAUGGAGUAAUAUUGUUAGGUGGUAGAAAAUUUGAUGCAGCUCUUCAGGAAGCCUUGACUAUUCGUGUAGAUGCAUGUUGAAGACGGUAUUCAAAGAUAGGAGGAUAAGAAGACAUGACAUUGGAAGACAUCAUUACCAUAACUUCCAAACAAACAGUUUUUUAUAUAUUUUAUUAUUUAUUAUUACUAUCAUCAUUAUUAAUUUUGCAUCUUUUUUUUGGGUCUGAAAUGUAGAGGAAUCUUAUAAUAAUUUGUUUACUAAUGCUUGUAAGCAAUGUAAUCACUGAUUAAUUUAAGCCUUGGGACUUUGUAAUUUUAGGGUGUUUUUGUUCAAAA
Messenger RNA from Hibiscus syriacus, 1612 nucleotides. RefSeq names its product ethanolamine-phosphate cytidylyltransferase-like. Gene Ontology annotation, cellular component: cytoplasm. NCBI's taxonomy places the organism in Eukaryota, Viridiplantae, Streptophyta, Magnoliopsida, Malvales, Malvaceae. The transcript is spliced from 11 exons. The coding region runs from base 1 to 1152 and encodes 383 amino acids. The record is from RefSeq and is a predicted model, not a curated record. Gene Ontology annotation, molecular function: ethanolamine-phosphate cytidylyltransferase activity. Gene Ontology annotation, biological process: phosphatidylethanolamine biosynthetic process.